CUUUUGCUUACUUAUUGUGAGAAAAUACACAAUGUCACAAAAUGGUGUACACAUCUUAAUUUUUCCAUUACCAGCACAAGGUCAUAUACUUCCCCUUCUUGAUUUUACUCAUCAACUUCUUCUUCAUGGCUUUAAAAUUACUAUUUUAGUGACACCUAAAAAUGUCCCGAUUCUUGAUCCUCUUAUUUCCACACAUCCAUCUGUUAAAACUCUUGUUUUUCCAUUUCCGGGUCACCCAUCUCUUCCCGCCGGCAUCGAAAACAUUAAGGAUGUGGGGAUUGCCGGCGGUCCAGCAAUUGUUGUUGGGCUUAGUAAGCUUUGUGGCCCAAUAGUAGAAUGGUUUAAGGCCCAAUCAAAUCCUCCUGUGGCGAUUGUUUAUGAUUUCAUCUUGGGCUGGACUCAAGAUUUGGCCCAAGAAGUUGGUGUACCCGGGUUUGUUUUUUACACUUCUGGGGCUUUAUUGAUUUCUAUUAUUAUUGAUAUUUGGAAGAACUUUGAGGCUUAUAAAGAUUUGGGCCUUGUUGAGCUUAAUGGGCUUCCUAAAAGUCCAAGAUUUGUGAGGGAACAUCUUCCUCCAGUGUGUCUGAAAUUUAAAGAGGAUGAUCCAACUUGGGAGAUUAUUAGGAAUGGGUUUAUUGCAAAUACAAGGAGUUUUGGUUCAAUUUUCAAUACUUUUGAGGCUUUGGAGAGUGAUUAUUUGGGCUUUUUGAAGAAGGAAUUGGGCCAUGAGCUUGUGUAUUCAAUUGGACCGAUACAUUUAGUUGGUGGGCCGGGUAGAAUUGGGAAGUCCUAUGAGGCAAAUGAGAAAGUUUUCACUUGGCUUGAUGAGUGUCCUAAAGAGUCUGUUCUUUAUGUAGCUUUUGGAAGUCAAAAGUUACUAACAAAGGCCCAAAUGGAGGCCUUAACUAUUGGGCUUGAGAAAAGUGGAGUGAGGUUCAUUUUAGUAGUUAAACAACUGACAGCCCAACAAGAGGAACAAGGUUUUGGAUCAGUGCCACAAGGGUUUGAGGAGAGAGUUUCAGGGAGAGGCCUAGUAAUAAAAGGUUGGGCCCCACAAGUGGAGAUAUUGGGCCAUGAAGCCGUUGGUGGGUUUUUGAGUCACUGUGGAUGGAAUUCUAUGUUGGAAGCGAUAGUGGCGGGAGUAGUAAUUUUGGGAUGGCCCAUGGAGACUGACCAAUUCACCAAUAUGUGGUUGUUGGUGGACAAUAUGAAGAUGUCGAUCCGAGUUUGUGAAGGCGCAGACUCAAUGCCCGACCCGAUAGAGUUAGGUCGGAGAAUUAAUGAGGCAAUGAAUAAUGAUUUGCUCAAGGAGAGGGCCCAAAAAAUGAGAGAUGAAGCUUAUGAAGUUGUUAAAAUUGGAGGGAGCUCUAAAAGGGAUUUAGAUUUCAUUGUAAGAGAGUUGGCCCAACUAAAACGUUGAAAAUUCAUGAAUAUGGGCCAAACAAUUUCAUGUUGGGCUAAGUUUUGAUGAAUUUGGCUGGGCCUAAAAUGAACACUUAAUAUGUAUUUUUCAACUUCAGUAUAAUUGUAUGGUAUGCCUCAUUAUUU
Solanum stenotomum is the source of this 1548-nucleotide messenger RNA. RefSeq names its product UDP-glycosyltransferase 89A2-like. Bases 32 to 1420 code for a protein of 462 amino acids. The record is from RefSeq and is a predicted model, not a curated record. Gene Ontology annotation, molecular function: UDP-glycosyltransferase activity. The transcript has a single exon. Lineage: Eukaryota; Viridiplantae; Streptophyta; Magnoliopsida; Solanales; Solanaceae.